This is a messenger RNA of Labeo rohita (rohu), 2140 nucleotides long. RefSeq names its product RAB27A, member RAS oncogene family (gene rab27a). Gene Ontology annotation, cellular component: secretory granule; melanosome. Gene Ontology annotation, biological process: melanosome transport; positive regulation of exocytosis. The record is from RefSeq and is a predicted model, not a curated record. NCBI's taxonomy places the organism in Eukaryota, Metazoa, Chordata, Actinopteri, Cypriniformes, Cyprinidae. Gene Ontology annotation, molecular function: GTPase activity; GTP binding. The transcript is spliced from 6 exons. The coding region runs from base 209 to 877 and encodes 222 amino acids.
AAGUGUUGCGUCACUGCACGGCCGCGUACACACGGACUGGGGCUUCAUGUGGGUGUGGGAGCAACUUUAGGAAACAAAGUGUACAUCGCUUGAAAAGUACCACACACUUGUACUUGCUUUCGGUUGGUUUGAUAGUUUCGAAAAAGAAAACCCAAAAGAGAUCAACAAACGUUCACAUCACUGAUUUGGUCCUCGUUCAGCUCUCAGUAUGUCCGAUGGGGACUAUGAUUACCUCAUCAAGUUCCUCGCACUUGGGGACUCUGGGGUGGGAAAAACCAGCUUCCUAUACCAGUACACAGAUGGCAAAUUCAACUCCAAAUUCAUUACCACAGUUGGAAUAGACUUCCGAGAAAAACGAGUGGUGUACAAAUCCAACGGUCCUGAUGGGGCAGUCGGGAGAGGACAGAGGAUUCACAUUCAGCUGUGGGAUACGGCCGGACAGGAGAGGUUUCGAAGUUUGACCACAGCGUUCUUCAGAGAUGCCAUGGGCUUCCUGUUGCUCUUUGACCUCACAAAUGAACAGAGCUUCCUUAAUGUGCGGAACUGGAUGAGUCAGCUGCAGACGCAUGCGUACUGCGAGAAUCCCGACAUCGUCUUGUGCGGAAACAAAUCAGACCUGGAGGACCAGCGGGCGGUGAAAGCAGAGAAUGCACGAGAACUGGCUGAGAAAUACGGAGUCCCGUACUUCGAGACGAGCGCUGCGAACGGUGAGAAUGUGAGCCGUGCCGUGGAGGUUCUGCUGGAUCUGAUCAUGAAGCGCAUGGAGAGAUGCGUGGACAAAUCCUGGAUCCCUGACGGGACGGUUCGCAGCAACGGCCAUAGCACCACCAACCUGGCGGAGCCGAACGACGCCGAGCAGAGCAAGUGCAGCUGCUAAUGCCGUAAGAAUCCUUCCUCUGCUUCGAGAUGCAGCCGAGGCUCUCUGAUCCUGUACAUUAGUGGUAAUACACAUCACGGUUGAAUUCAGCGGAUGUAGAGGAUCAGAGCCCCCACGCUGCGUAAAAGCAGUUUGUCUCAGAAUAGAUGGACUAAAGCCACCUAGAUUCAAGUCUUCACGUUUUGAGAGCACUUUACACCAAAUCCUGCAUUCAGAAACCUUAAUGCAUCAGAUUUAAUGUGUUUCAAGGGCUUGAUUCCUCUCACUGUGUCUUUCACUGUUAGUGCACUUCUUAAAACUAGACCUGGACUAAUGCAUGCAUUUCAGUGCAUUUCUUUGAUUCUGACGCAGUGACGCAGAAAAUUAGUUUUAUGUUGAGUUCUAAAUGAAAACCCCACAUAAAUCACUGGAAAUAUGAUUUAAAAAAAUAUGCAUGUUAAAAAAUGAUUUUAAAUAUUGUUUAAAAUAUAUAUAUUUAUAUUUUUGUUAACACCUUAUGUUACAAAAAUAUAUAUAAAUAUAUUUAAGCAGAUGUUCAUUUAUAUGCAUGCUUUACAACCUGUGUCACUUUUAAAAAAAAAAAAUUAAGAAAACCAUCAAAUAUGGAUUUGAAAUGGCACAAAGGUUAGUAAUGAUGGGUGUAAUCUGUUCCUGUAAUCAUUUGUGCUGGUUGUCCCUCUCUGGUGGACUAAUGGUGAAUAGCAUUCACUUCUAUGCCACUUUUUAACAAGUUUGUAGAAUUUAACACUUUUAAAUGUGUUACUAUGUUAUCUGUAGUCAUGUAGAUGUCAGAGACAAAUAAGUAUUUAGCUGUUACUGUAUUCAUGCGUAGGUUAGUGGUUGAUUUGUAUAGUACAUUUGUUUAGACAUUCACCAGGUGAUGGUUGUGGUUUUACUGUUUUUCUGGUCGCUGGUUUGUGUAGAUUUUUACUGCCAUUUCGUUUAAUCAUGGGAUUAGAUUUGGAGUGCUGUUUAGAUGAAAUGCCCACAUCCAUAUUGUAAAUUAUGCGCCCUCUUCUCAAAAAAAGGUUGUAAAGUGCCAGUAGAUUGCGUUUAUCUCUUUACAGUCCCUCCAUUUCACAAAAGCAAAACAAAUGUGUUUUUUCAUCUUCUGUGGACAAUUUGGUGUCGUUUAUAGAAUCAUUUCCAAAGUGCUUUAUUCCACUGUAGUGCCUGUAACACUGUAUCAUUGCCAAACACUGUCUUUUGUGCCAAAUACUGAAACUCUAUUUGAAAAAAAUAAAUAUAUUUUAUUAUUUAUUA